AUGUACGCUUUGCCCAAAACCAAGAUGGAUCAGAGGUUUCAUGUUCUAAUGAUGGAAGCUUUAUACGGAGAAAAAGCAAAAACACCAACCUUGAUUGAGAAAUUGGAUCCUGAACCUGGAUUCAUUGACCGACACAUUCCGUACGAAAAACGUGAAGUCGAGAAAUUCAUGAUCCCAAAAUUCAAAAUUUCUUUUGGGGUUGAACUCACCGAAGCUUUGAAAGGGUUAGGGUUAACGUUGCCUUUUCAUGGAGGUUUUGUCACGCAUGGCAUGUACACGUACGGCCACGGCAAAAAGCGACUGAUUGUGGGAGUGUACGUCGACGACCUCAUAAUCACUGGAGGCGACGUGGGAGUCCUCGGAAGCUUCAAGAAGGCGAUGUCGAAAAACUUUGAGAUGAGCGAUCUCGAGUCAACAGGUUUGACGGAAAUGGUGGAACCUCAAGUGGGUGCGGAAGACCCUUUUGUUUCAGUAAUAUUGCAAAAGUCAUUCAUUGAGGUGAAUGAACAAGGCACAGACGCUGCAGCUGUUUCAGUUUCUCGUAUGCUUGGCCGUUGUCCGUCUGAUCUCACUGUCAGAAUCGACUUUGUUGCUGACCAUCCAUUUUUAUAUGUCCUCAGAGAAAAUACGACAGGAACUUUGCUUUUUGUUGGGCAGCUGCUAAAUCCUCUUGUCUCUAAAUAA
Cucurbita moschata (crookneck pumpkin) is the source of this 684-nucleotide messenger RNA. RefSeq names its product serpin-ZX-like. The coding region runs from base 1 to 684 and encodes 227 amino acids. The transcript has 4 exons. The record is from RefSeq and is a predicted model, not a curated record. NCBI's taxonomy places the organism in Eukaryota, Viridiplantae, Streptophyta, Magnoliopsida, Cucurbitales, Cucurbitaceae. Gene Ontology annotation, molecular function: serine-type endopeptidase inhibitor activity.